AAUACUUUCUGGAACAUUGUCCUAUCUACAACCAAUAAUAUGCUAUAUAGGUGUUCAUUAUUGGUGCCCCAAAAUAACGUAACACAUUAAAAAUUGCAAGUACGAUUAUAUUAUGGCUAGCUUCUAUAUAUACAUUGGUCAUUGGUACAUGAUAUGAUACACUAUUAUAGACUUAUAGAUAAAUUAAGUAGCCACUGAAAAAGAAAAAAAGAAAAAAAAUCUCUGUUCUAUACGCCUUUGUACGUAACACAUGGCUCCAAGAAAACUUCACAUAGCAUUACUAGCCAGUCCUGGCAUGGGUCAUUUGAGUCCGGUAUUGUUACUCGGCCGGCGUCUCGUUACGGAGCACGACCUCCUUGUGACCAUAUUCUCCGUCACCACCGACACCACCGUCUCCCCGGUCCAAGCCGAGCUCGUUAGUACCGUUACAAGAAACAUCCACCUUCCAAUUAUCCCAAUCCCGGCUGCAGACAUCUCCAAAGUCGCAAAUCCAAAUGCUAGUGUCAUCACACAACUUAAUAUCAUGAUGCGUGAAACCGUACCCGUUAUCCGUACCGCUAUAUCCUCUAUGGACCCUCGUCCGGAUGUUCUCAUUUUCGAUAUUUUUGCCUACGCGUCUCGGGUUAUUGCUGAAGAAUUUGGGAUGUCUAAAUUCUUGUUUGUGACUGCCAACGCGUGGUUCACGGCAUUGUUUACUUACUCCCCUGUUUUAGAUAAGGAAGUUGUGGGUCAAUAUAUUGACCAAACCGGGCCGUUAGAGAUACCCGGGUGUAAACCGGUUCGCCCGGAAGAUGUUAUUGAUCCGAUGGUGGAUAGGAAUGAUGAAACGUAUGGUUUUUAUUUAGAGCAGGCGGUUGGGGCGACGUUGACCGACGGUAUCUUAAUAAACACUUGGGAAGUACUUGAACCGCAAUCAGUAGACGCUUUAAGAAACAAUGAAAUUUUGCGGUCCGUGGUUAAAAACAAACCGGUUUAUACGGUUGGUCCGAUAAUCAAAACCGGUGGUGUGAAGAGUGACGUGAUUGAAUGGCUUGAUAAACAACCAGAAGAGUCGGUUACAUACGUGUCAUUUGGAAGCGGUGGAACGAUAUCGGCCAAGCAAAUAGAAGAGCUGGCUUGGGGGUUGGAACUAAGCCAGCAAAGAUUUAUUUGGGUGGUCCGACCACCUUGUGGACAUGCUUCAGACGGGUCUUUUUUUAGACCCGGGGAUUUAGAUGGACCGGGUUGUCCAACUAGUUUUUUUCCAAAAGGAUUUUUAUCUAGAAUCCAAAAAGUGGGGUUCAUCGUAUUGUCAUGGGCCCCACAAGUGGAAAUUUUGAACCACAAGUCAGUUGGAGGGUUUUUAACACAUUGUGGAUGGAAUUCAACGCUGGAGAGUAUUACAAGUGGGGUACCGAUGAUAACGUGGCCAUUGUAUGCAGAGCAGAACAUGAACGCGACGAUGCUGGUUGAGGAGCUAGAGAUAGCAGUGAGGCCCGAGGUGUUGCCAACAAAGAAAGUCGUGGGCAGGGACGAGAUUGAGAAAAUGGUGCGGGUUUUGAUGGACAGCGAAAAGGGGAAGGAAAUGCGCGAGAAAGCAAAGAUAUUAAAGAAAGGAGCAGAAGAAGCAAUAACGGAAAAUGGUUCAUCAUACAUUUCAAUGUGUAAGCUUAUCGAGAAUUGUUGGUCCAAAAUUCAGUAGUCAAUAUGAGGAAGCAUUCAUAAUAAUUUACUAGGUGUUAAUGUCUAUGAUUAGUCGUUUGCUUGUGUGGUUUAAACCGAAACUAAUAACAACUUGAACCAAAGUCGUUAGAGAAUAAGAUAUGGUGAUAUUGUCGUUAGAGAAUAAGACACGAACCUUCUAUGACAAAGAUUUUAGAUUGAUGUAUUACUCGUAUUAUUUAAGUGAAGGUAAAAUGACAUCACUAUCGUCGUUUUCAUUAA
Messenger RNA from Erigeron canadensis, 1923 nucleotides. Its product is annotated as anthocyanidin 3-O-glucosyltransferase 5-like. Lineage: Eukaryota; Viridiplantae; Streptophyta; Magnoliopsida; Asterales; Asteraceae. The record is from RefSeq and is a predicted model, not a curated record. The transcript has a single exon. Gene Ontology annotation, molecular function: UDP-glycosyltransferase activity. The coding region runs from base 251 to 1681 and encodes 476 amino acids.